Messenger RNA from Spirodela intermedia, 708 nucleotides. NCBI's taxonomy places the organism in Eukaryota, Viridiplantae, Streptophyta, Magnoliopsida, Alismatales, Araceae. The record is from the annotation of a GenBank genome assembly.
AUGUCAGAUCUAGUCAAGCAACUUCAGAAUUCGUUCAGACAGGAGGGGAUAACUGGGCAACUCUCAGGUUGCAAUGUCCUACUCCCGGUGAGACCCCAACUAUCCGAUUUGCUUGAUCGCGCCUGUUUCGGCCGUCAGAUCUCCACAUCAGACAGAGACAUCGGGUGGUUCCAACUGGGCCCAGAAGAAGCUUUCUAUCUCGCUCAUGCUCUGAGUUGCUUGAAGAUAUCAGACGCGAGCGGAGGUCAACUCAUGGAUGCGGAGCAGCUGCUGAAGCAUAUACGUUCCAGCCGAGAAACGUUCCCCGAUCUCUACAUGGCGUACGCCCAUCUCCGGUCCAAGAACUGGGUUGUGCGGUCGGGGAUCCAGUAUGGGGUUGACUUUGUCGCUUACAGACAUCACCCUGCUCUGGUCCACUCCGAGUACGCCGUUCUCGUGCUCGGGGAAGCCGCCAGCUCUGGCGACAUGAGCCUUUGCACUCGCCUAAGAGAGUGGGCCGAUCUACAGGGCACAUUGAGGGUCUGCGGAAGUGUGGCGAAGGCCUUGCUGGUCAUCACAAUCAAGAGGAACGAUCCACCUGGUGUACCCUUCUUACCUCUGUGCAUGGAGCAGUCAUUCAUCGAGGAGCGGGUGAUGACGAGGUGGAUUCCCCGGCAGCAACGAGACAGCAGUUACCAGGCUUUAUCGUCUCAGGUAACUGCCGAUUAA